This is a messenger RNA of Fraxinus pennsylvanica, 1731 nucleotides long. Lineage: Eukaryota; Viridiplantae; Streptophyta; Magnoliopsida; Lamiales; Oleaceae. The record is from the annotation of a GenBank genome assembly.
AUGGAGAUUUCCUUACAAAAUAUAGUUGUCUUGAUUCUGGGAUUGCUGGUAUGUCCUUUCUUGGUAGAAAGUCAUCUCAAAACUCUGAAAUACAGAUCAAAUCCCUCUCCCUUUCCAGCCAACUUCCUUUUUGGGACUUCAUCUUCUGCAUAUCAGUAUGAAGGUGCUUUCGAGGCCGAUGGUAAAGGUCUGAACAAUUGGGAUGUUUUUACGCACAAACCAGGUGCUGUAAUUGAUGGAACUAAUGGAGAUAUUGCUACUGAUCACUAUAAUCGUUAUCUGGAAGACGUAGAUCUUAUGGCCUCUAUGGGAGUGAACAGCUAUCGGUUUUCAAUUUCCUGGGGAAGAAUCCUACCAAAAGGGAAAUAUGGGGCUGUGAAUUUGGCAGGCAUUGACCACUACAACAAGCUCAUUGAUGCUCUCCUCCUCAAAGGAAUCCAACCAGUGGUGACAAUGAAUCACUUUGACAUCCCUCAAGAAUUAGAGAACAGAUAUGGAGCCUGGCUAAGUCCCAAACUACAGGAAGAUUUUGAAUACUUCGCAGACAUUUGUUUCAGAAGUUUUGGGGACAGAGUAAAAUAUUGGAUCACCUUCAAUGAGCCAAAUGUGUUUUCCAUUUUGGCUUAUCGCUAUGGCGUUUACCCUCCGGGUCGUUGUUCCAAACAAUUUGGGAAUUGCACAGUAGGAAAUUCAGAGACGGAGCCCUUCAUCGCAGCCCACAACAUUAUUCUGGCUCAUGCAGCUGCUGUUCAUUUAUACAGAACUAAAUACCAGAAGCAACAAGGAGGUCAAAUAGGAAUUACGGUACAGGCCCUAUGGUUUGAACCCAUAAGCAACUCCACCGCUGACAAGCUAGCAGCAGAAAGAGGCCAAGAUUUCCUUUCAAACUGGUUCCUGGACCCAAUCAUACUGGGAAAAUAUCCAAGGCAAAUGAAGAACAUUCUUGGAUCCACUUUACCAGAAUUUUCAAGCAAUGACUUGUUUAAACUACAGAAGGGAUUGGAUUUCAUUGGCUUAAAUCAUUAUGCCGGCUUCUAUGUCCAAGACUGCAUGUUUUCGACAUGUGAACCCAUACCAGGGACCUCGAGAACUGAAGGUUUCAUCAGACAAACGACAGAGAAGGAUGGCAUUCCCAUUGGAGAAGUUACUGGGAUGGCGCCAUUCCAUUAUUACCCGCAAGGAAUGGAAAAAAUUGUCACUUAUUUAAAAGAAAGAUACAAUAACACACCAAUUAUCAUUACAGAAAAUGGAUAUUGCGAGGUCAGCAAUUCGAAUUCCACCAUUGAAGAAUCUGUAAAUGACAACAAGCGAGUAAAGUUCCUGGCCAACUACUUGGGUGCCCUGUCAACAGCCAUAAGGAAAGGAGCAGAUGUGAGGGGAUACUUUGUCUGGUCCCUCCUCGACAACUUUGAGUGGACAAGUGGAUACACUAAACAUUUUGGGCUUUACCAUGUUGAUCGGAACACUUAUAAGAGAAUUCCAAAGUUAUCGUCAACUUGGUACAGACGCUUCAUUGCAGAACACCUUUUCAAGUUAAGUCCAUUUCAAUCAGUAUGUAUAUCUGAAGCUUCUGAAAUGGAUAAAGAGAAAAGCUAUUCCAGGGGAAUCUCCAUUCAAUUCAGAAAUGAGGAGGAAAGUAGGAACUUCCAUUGUGCAUUUGAGCAAUGGANACCCCACCCCACCCCCAACACAACACAACCCAAAUCUGUAAAUCUGGGUUUGGAACUUUGA